GAGUUCCCGAGCGCGGACGCUGAGCGGGGUCCCCGAGGGGGCGGCACCGCCUCCCCGCGCUGGACCAGCUGCGCGCGAGGGUGAACGGACGGCCGGGGACCCACUCGCACGGCCCGAGGCACAGGGGGUUCGUCUCCAGGACUCCCGCCCCUGUUCGGGACCCCGCGCUCGCGACAGCCCUAGCGGUCUGGCCGCCCGCUCAGGGCACGGCGGAGGUGGGAGCGCGUUCCGCCGGUGACCUUCCCCGGCACAACCUGGGGCGGGACCUGCGAGUCCCCGCCCCACCCAGGCGCCGCCAUUGGCUGGGGCUUCGGGGCCCUUUGGAAACCCCGGCUACCAUUGGCUCCCACGGCCCCGCCCCACACGCCUCGGCCACCGCCCGCGCAGGAGCUGCGCGUGCGCGGUGGGUGUGUGUGUGCGCGCGCGGGGGAGGGCUGACGUGUACCUCCGCGCCACGCUGUGCGCCUCCGCGGCUCUACUACAGCGAGCUAGUUCCGGGCGGCUCGCCACGCACCCCGGGCCCACCGGCCCUCGUGACCCGGGGUGACGGCGCCCGGCCCCGCCAGACCGUCGCCCCGGCCGCCCGCGCGCGUCCCCGGGGGCGACUCCGCUGCGUGGAUCGCGGCGGAAGGGGGCGGGAUUCCGCUCGCCCCGCCCCCGCGGAGGGAUCCGGACGCCGUGGCCCAAAAGCCCGGGGCGAGGCGGCUGGGGCGUGUGAGCGGCUCUGUGCUGCGCGUGCACGGGGUCCACGCGCGGCUCGGCCCGGGGCCACUGCGCCGCGCGGACUGCCUCGCCCGAGCGGGUCUCGGCGCUCCCGCCUCGCCCCGCGGCCGCCUCCGUCCGACGCUCGGGGCCCCGCGCGGCACGGGGAGGCCGCCCUCUCGCGUCUGCGGCCGCGCGGGGAGCCGGGCCGGGUGAGAGGCGGCGGAGAGCCCGGGGGCCGCGGGCCCGCGCCCCGCUGCCGCCCGCGAUGCUGCUCUCCAAGUUCGGGUCCCUGGCGCACCUCUGCGGGCCGGGCGGCGUGGACCACCUCCCGGUGAAGAUCCUGCAGCCAGUCAAGGCGGACAAGGAAAGCUUCGAGAAGGUGUACCAGGUGGGCGCCGUGCUGGGCAGCGGCGGCUUCGGCACCGUCUACGCGGGCAGUCGCAUCGCCGACGGGCUCCCGGUGGCCGUGAAGCACGUGGUGAAGGAGCGGGUGACCGAGUGGGGCAGCAUCGGCGGCGCGGCCGUGCCCCUCGAGGUGGUGCUGCUGCGCAAGGUGGGCGCGGCGGGCGGCGCGCGCGGCGUCAUCCGCCUGCUGGACUGGUUCGAGCGGCCCGACGGCUUCCUGCUGGUGCUCGAGCGGCCCGAGCCGGCCCAGGACCUCUUCGACUUCAUCACGGAGCGCGGCGCCCUGGACGAGCCGCUGGCGCGCCGCUUCUUCGCUCAGGUGCUGGCCGCCGUGCGCCACUGCCACAGCUGCGGGGUCGUGCACCGCGACAUCAAGGACGAGAACCUGCUGGUGGACCUGCGCUCGGGCGAGCUGAAACUCAUCGACUUCGGCUCGGGCGCGCUGCUCAAGGACACGGUGUACACCGACUUCGACGGCACCCGGGUGUACAGCCCCCCCGAGUGGAUCCGCUACCACCGUUACCACGGGCGCUCGGCCACGGUGUGGUCUCUGGGCGUGCUGCUCUACGAUAUGGUGUGUGGGGACAUCCCCUUCGAGCAGGACGAGGAGAUCCUCCGAGGCCGCCUUUUUUUCCGGAGGAGGGUCUCCCCAGAGUGUCAGCAGCUCAUUCAGUGGUGUCUGUCCCUGCGGCCCUCGGAGCGGCCCUCGCUGGACCAGAUCGCUGCGCACCCCUGGAUGCUGGGGGCCGAGGGGGGCCCUGCGGAGAGCUGUGACCUGCGGCUCUGCGCUCUGGAUGUGGACGACGGGGCCAGCACCACGUCCAGCAGUGAGAGCUUGUGAGGAGGAGCCCGGGCCUGGCUUGUGGGAGCCGGAGGGAGCGACCCCGCCUGGGCUGUCUGUUUCUUGCAAAAGCAGUGACCUCUGACUCCCGGUGAUCUUUGCCUUUGGCACCGGGCUGUUUUCUUUGCUUUGAGUGCCUUUUCGAACGCUGCUCUCACGGGACUUGGUCUUCUCAAGCUCUGUCUGUCCAAAGACGCUCGGGUCGACGUGAGGUCCGGCCUGGGCCGGGCAGGUGCGCGACCCUGAGACUGUCCCUGUCCUGCGCUGCUCGGGGAGGCAGCCGUCCCGGCCCUCAGCGCCUCCCCGGUCGGACCAUGUUGGACCAGGAGCAUGUCCUGUGGCCUCAUGUCACCGGGGGCUCAGGCUCCCUUGUGCCCACCCCCUGCUCCCGCCCGCCGCCGGUGUUUGUCCGGGAAGGUCUGUGCACAAGCAAUGCAAUGUCGAGGCUCGCUGCCUGAGCGCGCGCCUGCAGGCGGGGUGUGCGUGCGUGUGCGCGCACGUCUAUUUAUGGUCUGACCCUGAGGAGGGCUAUUUAUUGUUUAAUUUAUUUGGGGAGGUCCCCUCCUGCCUGCGCCCCCGCCUUCUUCAGGCCCCGGAGUGGGGAGCGUGGCUGUGUGCGCGGACCCCAGGUCCUGAUCCUACCUGCGUCUGUCGGAAGAUGGACUUGUACAGUGGCUAAUUUAAGGGGCGAGGGAGACUCUGUCCCCUGUGGCUCUAUGCCUCUGGGAGAGCGGGGUGGGGGUGGGUUUUAAAUUAUUGACCUUGUACAGUCUGCUUGUUGGCUCUGGAGGCCGGGGGGUGGGGGGACAGAGUCUCAAGCCUUUAAUUUAUGGUAGUAGCUGUGUUUCUGUGAUCCCGGUGUGCGUAGGCAUCGAGGAUGGGGGUUUCUUUCAGUUCAAAAGUGAGAUGUCUGGAGAUCAUAUUUUUUAUACAGGUAUUUCAAUUAAAUUGUUUUGUAUAUAACA
Molecule: messenger RNA, 2916 nt
Organism: Mirounga angustirostris (Northern elephant seal)
Lineage: Eukaryota; Metazoa; Chordata; Mammalia; Carnivora; Phocidae
Gene: PIM3
Product: Pim-3 proto-oncogene, serine/threonine kinase
Exons: 6
Coding region: 971-1951 (326 amino acids)
Biological process (GO): negative regulation of apoptotic process; regulation of mitotic cell cycle; protein autophosphorylation
Cellular component (GO): cytoplasm
Molecular function (GO): protein serine/threonine kinase activity; ATP binding
Source: RefSeq, a predicted model, not a curated record